AUGGCGGACCAAGAUGAAACAAAUAUCGAGAAACAAGCCCUGCUGGAUGAUGAAUCCGAAGAGAAGUUCGAGAGCAGCAGUGGAGUGACCCCGAGCGAUAAGUCAGCUCCUCGUCCAUUCAAGAAAUGGAUGGACAGCUUUCGAGGACGGAAACACGAGUCUUCCGCAUCAUCCCAGCGGCGUUACGUGGAUGGCUGGUCAGAUUCGUCUUCUCAUGGCUCGCAAGGUCACCAGUCGACUGCAUCCGACUCAUCGCACCUCGGAACCGUCAAAACAACCACAGCAAGCAUUGGAAGCCAGAGUUUGAUAAGAUCGAGGACAACUAUCCAAAGUACGACAAACCAGAGCACACUAUCAGAUGCGCGUCAUUCAGGCGACAGCUCCCGGCCAACCUCCAGUCACCAAGCUGAUGAGGCUGCGGAGACACGGGCCACCAGACGGCGCCAUAUCCUACAGGAACUUGUCGAGACUGAGUCUGAUUAUGUACUUGGUCUGAAGGCUCUUAUAGGGAUCCUUACGAUCUUUGAUACGAGGCGCGAAAUCUAUGGCAACAUCCAGGAGAUCCUUGGAAUACACGAACGAUUUUUGACCCAACUCCAGACGGCAUCUCCCUUGUCAGCACCUCAGGCUCAACAUGCAGGCGCCUCUGAGCUUGCGUCUCGUGGAAUCACCAAGCGUAUAGGGACUCUUGAUCUGGGCAGCCUGAAAGGACUUCAGCAACGCUCCUUAAGGACUCGAUCACUGAAGGCAUCGGUCAAUCAACGCCUGCUGGCACUCACUGCUGAACCAGCAGAGGCACUAGAAGUUGCCCGUGAAGUUGGGAAAUUGUCACUUUCAUUCCCUACGUACGACCAAUUUUGCAGCAACUAUGAACUAUUGACACAAGACGUUGCUCUCUUGCGCCGGUCAAUUGCCAACUGGACAAUAUAUGAUCAAGGAAUCGAGGCGCUUUCAAAGUCGGUCGCGUCCACUGAGCGACGCAGACAAGAGGACAACAAAUCAAUGACAUUGAAUGACUUGUUAAUAAAGCCCAUCCAACGUCUCUGCAAAUACCCCCUUGUACUACAAGAUCUGCUCAGAUCUACCCCUGUCAGUGAUUGCCCGUCUUCCCAUGACGGAAUUGAGGCAGUUUUGGAAACCAUACGGGGGCUGGUAACACGGAUCAAUUUGGCCACUGGAAACCCGAUCAAUAAAGAUCGCAUCCACAAAACAAUCGUUCUCCAGGGUAAGGUGGAUAUCUCAAAAUCGCACGCACUCCAGAGUAUAUAUAAAGACCUAGGCCCGUUGGUCCUGUGCGGUGUACUCCAUGUCACAUAUCAAACGGCGGAAACCACCAGCGGAGAGUUCAUGGUCUGUGUGCUUUUUCAACGUUACCUUCUCUUUGCCAAGGGAAUCGAUGACCAGCGUCGACUGGAAGCAGUGGCCUGUGUCUGUCUAGACAGUCUCAAGAUCGAUACGCUUCGAAAUGGACGAGGACUCUAUUCAUACGGAUGUAUAUUUUCAUGGAAGCUCCUGUUUGAGAACCAAGAUGAGAACCACGAAUUUGUUCUCAGUGCAUCAUCGGCAGCGGAAGAAAAGGAAUGGAAUACUCAGAUUCUCAAAGUGUCGGCCGCUUUGGUCGAAACGGCCCAGCCUAGGACGUGGGAGCCAAGGAAACAUUCCUUCUUGGCCCUCCCACUGUUGCCUCUUGACCAUGUCCAAUACACAGUGUCUUCGAUGGCGCGGAGGUCAUCGAUGGAUUCAACGACAAUCUCCCGCAAGUUCCGUAUCCAACAUGUAGUCAUUAAGAAAACUCACUACCCACGCCACACCGAAGAACCAGUCACGCAGACUGAAGGCGAGAUUGAACGGCCUAAGACACCUGUUGACCGCUCUGCAUUGACAUUGACCGCUCGCCGGAUUGACCGAAUCCGGCUGGAGCGACUGAUCUCAGAUGUCUACACUUCAGACCUCCUUCCAUCGCCAGGGAUGGUUCUUGGAAGGGGUGACCUAUUCCGACGUGGUCCAAUCAUGAGACGGCUCACCCUUCGCCCGGGGAUUACCAGACGGUCGACCUCCGUCAGUACAUUCCAUCCAAGAGCAGGAUCAACCGAGAUGCGCUCUGAGGAGGAGAACGAGGGAAUGGACAAGGAGGCAGCAGGCAGCAGCCAGAUAGGGGAGGAUAAGGAAGUCGAGUGUGAGUUGCCUCGGACACCCACCACGCCUCGGCGGUCAAAGACAUUCCUUUUCAAAGGCUCACCCAAGAACCCCGCAUCGUCUGUCUCCUCGCCCCGUAGCGACAAGCGACGGAGUCAGGAUGGAAGUUUCGAGACAUCUCCAUCUUCCAAGAAGUGGUCGUCUCCCCAGAAGUGGUCGUCUCCGAAGAAUCUCUUUAGUGCGUUCGCAUCCAAGAAGCCAAAAGACCCGAUCUCAAGCUGA
This is a messenger RNA of Penicillium egyptiacum, 2418 nucleotides long. NCBI's taxonomy places the organism in Eukaryota, Fungi, Ascomycota, Eurotiomycetes, Eurotiales, Aspergillaceae. The record is from the annotation of a GenBank genome assembly.